CAUGAGUUGAAAUUGGGUCGGAUCUUUAUAUCAUCCCACAAAAGUCCUCUUCUUCAGUCUUCACUUCCAUAUCCACCAUUUUUUUCGUCACUCUUGACUUACCUCCUUUUCAAUGGAACCCAGAAUGAUCCAAGCUCUAGUAUUUUUAUCUCUUCUUUUUGUUUCCUCGAUCUGUCAAGCUUCGAUGUUUCAUCCUGUUUCAGAUUCGCACAGAUCUGCUGCGGGUCAAGUUUUUAAGCCAAUUGAUGGAUCAUUCAAAAGCCUUGAAGACACAUAUCAGGCUUUACGAACUUUUGAGAUCCUUGGAAUUGGAAAAGAUCUUGAUAUAAGUACCUCAACAUGCACAUUGAUUUCAGAGACAUUGAAGUCUACAUCUGCUAGUUUGAAGGAUGUCAGUUUUGCAUUGAAAUCAAACCAAAUUCUAAAAUGCAAGGUUGAUGGAGAGGAUUUUAAGGCUGUCAGUUCGAGACUGCAAGCUGCAAUCACUAAAGCAAACUCACUGCUUGACUUCUACUACUCGGUUGGAAGCUUGAUGCUACUUAAGGAUCAGGCUUCUCAUUUGAAUAUCCAGCUUGAAAACGCUGAACAAGUUUUUCGUUCUAUUAAGGCUCUUGGUCAAAGUGAUGGAAGAUGGCGAUACAAUUCUAACAAAACCGAGUCCAGUACCCAUGCUGCCGGAAUUGCUUUUCAAACUCUUGCUGCAAUUGUGCCAUUAGCAUCAGCUGAGAUUGAUCAAUCAUUGAUUGAUACAUUGAAGAAUGACAUAGUGAAACUUUUUGACAGCAUUGAGAAGUAUGAUGAUGGGGCCAUGUUCUUUGAUGAUAAGGUUGUUGAUGCCGAUGAAUACCAAGGCCCACUUUCAACUACAUCAUCUGUUGUUCGAGGGCUCAUGGCUUUUGCUGAUGUAGCUUCUGGGAAGUUAGCUGUUCCAGGGGACAAAAUUUUGGGAUUGGCAAAAUAUUUUCUUGGCAUUGGGGUGCCUGGAAAUUUCAAUGAUUUCUUUGAUCAAAUUGAUGCUCUAGCUUUGUUGGAAAACAACAGCGUGUCAACCCCAUUGAUCUUGUCUCUCCCUUCUACUGUGAUAUCCUUUACCAAGAAUGCCCAGCUUAAGGUUAAAGUAAGCACUGUUCUUGGGUCCGCAGCACCUCCUUUGACCGUGAAAAUCGUGCAAGCUGCCAGUUCUGAUUCGAAGAAUGCUCCGAUAAUUGAGAACCAGGAACUCAAGUACGAUGUUGUUACUGGAUACCAUGUAUUGGAUGCUUUGCCAAAGGACUUUGAUGUUGGGAAAUAUGAAUUUGUUUUCAAGAUUGCUCUCAAUAAUCCAAGCCAGAGUGAUAAGUAUGCGACAGGAGGCCGAACUUGGGUCAAAGUAUACUUCACCGGAGAAAUUAAAGUAGAAAAUGCCGAGAUAUCUGUCCUUGAUAGUGAUCUUAGCAAUGUGGAAUCUAAAAAGUUAGAUUUGUCUGUAGAUAGUUCAAUUUCGCUGUCAGCAACUCAUCUUCAGAAGCUGCGCCUCAACUUUCUGUUGGCAUCACCAUCAGGGAAGGCAUUCAAACCCCAUCAGGCAUUGUUGAAGCUGAGACAUGAGACAAAUGUUGAGCAUGUAUUUGUGGUUGGGAAUUCAGGGAAAAAGUUUGAAAUCUUAUUGGAUUUCCUUGGACUAGUGGAUAAGCUCUUUUACCUCUCUGGCAAAUAUGAUCUUCAACUAACAGUCGGAGAUGCUGUCAUGGAAAACUCGUUCUCUCGGUCCUUGGGUCAUAUCGAUUUAGAUCUUCCUGAAGCACCUGAAAAGGCAACUCGUCAACCUCUUCAGCCAACGGACCCUCUCUCGAGGUUUGGACCCAAAGCAGAAAUAGCACAUAUUUUCAGAGCUCCAGAAAAGCGUCCACUUAAGGAACUAUCUCUUGCUUUCUUGGGCCUUACCCUUGUCCCACUUGUAGGAUUCCUGAUUGGGCUGCUUCGCCUUGGGGUCAACUUCAAGAACUUCCCGAAAGCAUCAGUACCUGCUACAUUUGCUGCACUCUUCCAUGUCGGAAUUGCUGCUGUACUCUGCCUCUAUGUGCUUUUCUGGCUGAAGUUGAAUUUGUUUACAACACUGAAGUACUUGAGCUUCUUGGGAAUUGUCUUGAUAUUUGUUGGUCAUAGGACUCUUUCCCACCUCGCCUCAGCAUCUGCCAAAUUGAAAUCUACGUAAGGAAUAGGCUUUGAUCGCUUGAUAUGUUUUCGGGGCACGAAUUUACAUGCGAAAUCACCUUUCGGAAACUUGACAAAAAUGUUUAGACUCAAUUUUGUAGAAUUCGUUUCUCUUGAGAGUACAUGCUAUAGUGUAGUUUUUUUAAGAGAAUUGUAUACAUAUAUUUACUUCUACAUCUAUUUGCAUUUUCUCUUCAAUGAAGUUCAUUUUCCAA
This is a messenger RNA of Amaranthus tricolor (Joseph's coat), 2408 nucleotides long. Its product is annotated as dolichyl-diphosphooligosaccharide--protein glycosyltransferase subunit 2. Lineage: Eukaryota; Viridiplantae; Streptophyta; Magnoliopsida; Caryophyllales; Amaranthaceae. Gene Ontology annotation, biological process: protein N-linked glycosylation. The record is from RefSeq and is a predicted model, not a curated record. Gene Ontology annotation, cellular component: oligosaccharyltransferase complex; membrane. The transcript has 20 exons. Bases 113 to 2194 code for a protein of 693 amino acids.